AGGUUGUCAAGGAACACGAAAACACGAGAGGACACACGAGAGGACACACGAAACCUCAAAACAACGAGAGCAGUUAUAAACGGCGGGAGCAGUUAGAAGAUGGACAAAUACUCCAGUAUGGUGCAAAAGCUAUUAUCGCUGAGUAUCAAGUUAGUAGCGGUGGACUUUGAUCAAACGAUUAUCAAUAUUCACACGCGAGGCAAUUGGCAGUUCACAAGCAAAAGCUUGGUUUCUCGUGUGCGACCAUCUUUCAAGCAGUUCUUCAUGGCAAUGUUGAAUAGUAGUGAUCUACACGUUGCUGUUGUGACUCAUUCACCGCAAAUUCCUCUUAUUCGUGAAGUUUUAGAGCAGGCUUUGCCUGAUUGUGACACUAGUCGAAUUCAUUAUAGAGGGACAGAUGGGAAGUGGAAAGAAGUGAAAGGAGUCACCAAGGAAGGAAAACAACAGCAUAUUGAAUCCGUGCGCAAUCAAAUUGAGAAAGACCACAAGGUAAAGAUUAAAAAAAAAGAGGUUAUUCUCUUGGAUGAUGAUGAAGAAAACAUUUCAGUGGCUCAGAGCUGUAAAAUGAAAGCACUUCUUAUCAAGGGAGAUGAUAGUCUUGAUGAGCUACUAGAACAGAGGUUCUGGACAUCAUCACUUUGAAUGACGGCUGCAACGCUCUCUCGUUUGCAAGAACAUAUUUCCUGGUACUACUCAAGUUUACAAGGAAAAUACCUAUAAGGCUUGAUUGUAUGUUGUCACAUGUGUAGUUUGACAACACUCAAUAUAAUUUAUCAGAAACAGCUAUUAUGAAUUAAUUCCUCCGUAUUCCUGCGUAUUCCUAGAUGUAUUUAUUUUGUACUUACCUACAAGUGUAUUUAGAAAGUGAUUCAAGAAUUGUUUUGGUGGUAACUGAUUUGUAAUAAAUGGCUGUUUUCUGA
Orbicella faveolata is the source of this 920-nucleotide messenger RNA. RefSeq lists its product as uncharacterized. NCBI's taxonomy places the organism in Eukaryota, Metazoa, Cnidaria, Anthozoa, Scleractinia, Merulinidae. The record is from RefSeq and is a predicted model, not a curated record.